Molecule: messenger RNA, 1537 nt
Organism: Aureobasidium subglaciale EXF-2481
Lineage: Eukaryota; Fungi; Ascomycota; Dothideomycetes; Dothideales; Saccotheciaceae
Exons: 1
Coding region: 194-1414 (406 amino acids)
Molecular function (GO): zinc ion binding
Source: RefSeq, a predicted model, not a curated record
ACACACUGUGCAUGCGCUUGUGACGAGCGGUCAAGCCUCGGGAUUCAUGAGAUAAGCCCGACUUGGCAUCUUAGGCCAGCCCUCGACCACUACCUACGCUUGCCUCUAUCUCCAUCAUCCAACUUUCUUGAUGUUUCGCUGGUUGUAAAUAUCUGCGUCCCUUGUGCUUAGACUUCUAAGUUCCAACGCAAACAUGACUGAUGAGGUUGUGGUUCCGCGAUGGCAGCCGGACGAUGAGCUCUCAGCAUGCUCGAUAUGCGGGAAUGCCUUUACCUUUCUCAACCGAAGACAUCACUGUAGAAGAUGCGGGAGACUUGUAUGCGGGCCUUGUUCGCCCCACCGCAUCACGAUACCUCGCCAAUAUAUUGUACACCCUCCGGAAGAAGCACUGAACCUCGAUGAUAAUACUAGGAGCCGGAGCAAUACAGGAUCUUCCGACUACUCCGAAAAUCCGGCCCUGGGCGGCGGCGAGACUGUCCGGGUCUGUAACCCAUGUGUGCCCGAUCCCAAUUAUGGACCACCACCUCAGCAGCAGGAAGAACAGAUAUCACCGCCACCGACAACUCGGUCACGUGCACAGACUUUUGCUGCCAAUGAAGGGACCACGCAAGGAAUAAGUUUUGCUAGGAUGUUUGGAUCAUUGAAUACAUCAGAAUCUGGUCAGACUACGUGUCAAUCUGCGCCUCACAAUGCUCGAAGUUUGAGCGAGUUCACGGCUACGGCCCCUCAGCCAGCAGAAAGACGGGCCUCUUAUCGACCGCAUUUACAUACAGCGAGAUAUCAAGCUCUGAACAGUGUGCCGCAGAGACCAAGGUCAUCGACUCAAGGGCUCCGCACUCGUUCAGACAAUGAUACGGCACAUUCAUCAAGGUCACGAUACCGCUCGACUUCCUACACGACGACGAACAUUGCAGCCGCCCAGGAGGCACAAACUCGAGCGCAGCAGCCGCGAACCCAGGAGGCGCUGAGUGAAGAAGAUGAGUGCCCUGUUUGUGGUACCAGAGCGCAUCCCUUCGGCACGAGUGACAGCAGUGGCACGAGCGAGGAGCGUGAACGACACGUCGAGUUUUGCAUUUCAAGUCAUCUAGCAGGACCCAGUCAUGUAGAGACGCCAGCAGAAGCGGGGACCGGAGAGACAGAGACUGUGCCCGUUGGCAGUAUACCUCAACGAGCAGCGUCUAUGCUGGGGGCGAACACGGCGAGACAUCGCAUGCUAAUAUAUCAUGCGACUGAAAAGGACUGCUUUGACGAAGAAGGACAGGCACAAGAGUGUGUGAUCUGCUUCGAAGAGUUCGAGGAGGGUGUCGAGAUGGGCAGGUUGGAGUGCCUGUGCAAGUUCCAUCGAGCAUGCAUCAAAGGAUGGAUGGAAACCCGAGGCCGAGGCACGUGUCCAACACACCAAUUGCAUGAUUGAGGGACACGAUGAGAUUGGAUCGAUGUACUGUACCCUUUCAUUUCGAGCUACCUACCUAGUCUAUCGAAUUCAAAGAAUUCACUACAUGGGUGCAGAGUUGAGAUGGAAGAUGUGGUGAUGGCG